UUAGUUCUAACGUCUUCUAUCCCACCAUUUGAUUUGGCGAUGUGGCACAAAAAUACAUGAAAAUAAUUGUCUUCAGAUGGUGUCGGUUGAAUGGUGAGUUUAUGAAAAUGAAACGAUAAGAUUGGAAAUAAAGAAAUUUAUAAGCUAACUUCUAUUUAUUAUAAUGCGUAUUUUGAAUAUCUUAUUUAUAAUGUGCAGAACAGAGUCGGACGAAUGUUAAAUGAUGCUAUAGCUGAUUACACACCGGCUAGACAUGUGCUUAAUUUCGUGUAGCCUAACAUUAUACCAUAAUCAGUACAAUAAACACGUGAAAAUUAACACGAAUGGAACGAAAAAGAAAGACAGCUGCUUCGAUUUCCAAAGAAUUACUAGAAGUUGAAAAUAAUUCAAAAUAUCCAGAUUGCCUGUUUGUAAAUAAACAGCGAAAAUGUGAAAUGAAAUCUCCACCAAAGAUACAUGCUGUGGGUAAAAGUUCUGUUUUAGAAUCUGUACAGAAAUUUAUUCCUGAAAUUGCAAAAGCUAACGCCAGAUUGUCCCAAGAGAACCUUCCCAACUUGAAUAUGGAAAAUAUUUCUGAAAAUGAUGAUAAAGUUAUUGAAAUGAGUUUAGGAAUGUUUGAGUAUGAAGGCUCAUCGUCAUGUGACUCUGAUGAGGUGGAUGAUGGCAGUGAAGAUGAUCAAUGCUAUGGGGAAGUGAACGAAAGUAAUAUCCGACGUAAUAAAGCUGGCAGCAAAUCAAAACCAGAAAAACCAAUCAUUGAGGAAAUAAGCAGCAGCUGACAGCUGACAGUGGUGUUCUGGUGCCUUGGAGUGUAAGCAAGAAACAAGUAACUGACAGCUGGCAGUGGUGUUUUGGUGUCAUGAUGAAUGGGAGCAGACAAGUAGCCGACCGUUUGCAGUGGUGUUUUGGUGUCAUGAAGAGUAGGCACCUGGAAAGUAGUUGAUUUGCAGGCACUGAUGUUAGCAAGAUAUGAAAGACAGUCAUUAGACAUCUUAUAUAACAAAUCUUUAAGAGCGAAAUUGUCUUUUUGUAACACAUACUCACUGUCUUAUUCUUUCUCUUUCCUUUUUUUUUAAAUUCUUUAUAUUCACCCCCACCCCUCUCACGUUCUGCCUAGUUCCCUUUCUGGAUUUUUACUUCACCACUAAACUUUCUAUUUUUUAUCUCAGUAAUUUCUUUUACACUCUCUCUCUCUCCUUCUCUCUGUCUCCCCCCCCCUUUUUUUUUCUCUCUCUCUCCUUCUCUCUGUCUCCCCCCCCUUUUUUUUUCUCUCUCUCUCCUUCUCUCUGUCUCCCCCCUCUUUCUCUCUCUCUCAUUCUCUCUGUCUCCCCCCCUUUCUCUUUCUCUCCACAUUUUCUACCUUUUUGCCUAUAUUCAUAUUCUUUUACUAUUUCGUUUUUACUCUCUCUUUCUCCUCUUGUUCGCUUUUACUUUCUCCUUCCUUUCCUCCCUCUCACUUAUUCACUAUUCAUGCUCAUCCGAUUUCUCUUUCUCUCUCUCUCUCUCCCACACACACACAUGCGCACACACCAUUUCUUUACUUCUCCCCUUUCCUCCUGACCCAGCCAAUAACAAAAUGUCCAAAAUGCUAUGAUAUAUACAGCUAUACAUUUAUGGAAAAAAAGAAAAGAGAACAUUUUGAUCAUCUGCCAUAUUUAUUUUUUUUACUUGUAAAUUAAAGAUUCUUUUUUCCUUCUUGUUAUAUUUUAAAAAAAUUUUCUUUCUUUUUUUAAAAUAAAUUCAAAUUACACAACCAGAAA
Molecule: messenger RNA, 1760 nt
Organism: Octopus bimaculoides (California two-spot octopus)
Lineage: Eukaryota; Metazoa; Mollusca; Cephalopoda; Octopoda; Octopodidae
Product: NOP protein chaperone 1-like
Biological process (GO): box C/D snoRNP assembly
Molecular function (GO): box C/D methylation guide snoRNP complex binding
Source: RefSeq, a predicted model, not a curated record